UGUUUGUUUCCGAAAGAUUAUUUUCAAUAUAACAUUUCAGAAGUUCUAAAAUUAGCAGGGUGUUGUUUUUUUCUUAUGGAGGAUUUAUAAUUACUGGCUACUGUUAGGGGUUUUUGCAAGAUUGUGCCACAUGUGAGCAUUCAGAAAAAUUCAGGAGCACCUUAUUUUUAAUAAUGUCUAUAUCACGAGUUGUUAUUGAAGUUGUAGAAUUAUGUCUAUAUAGUUGCAUAACAUUUAAGUUGUUACAUGUUGAUGGAUUUCCCUGUGAGUGUAAUCUUACACUUCUAAUAAAUUCUGACCAUAACAAAUACAGUAAAUGAAAAGGCUAAAUUAUGACAUUCCUAUUAUCAAAUAUAAACUCUGUCAAGAGGAAAUUAAUAUAAUGCAAAUAUAUUUCCAUGGUUGAAUCAGCAAAAGACUGCAUAAGCAUCUGCAGGAGCAGUUUUGUGGGUGGAAAGAUUGAAUAGCUGUCCAUAGGUGCUGUUAUAGCAGUGGAAUCCCUUUGCUCAAUAUUCUCCUGUCCAAUGAGGUGGAAUGUUUCAAAGGCACAUGGUUUAUGCUGCUCAAAAUAACUUGGGACCUGCAAACUGACAAAUGCUAUUGCUCCGGUGGUGACAGGUUAUCCGGCUUCUUACAGCCAUCCUCACUAUAACUAAGGUUAACUCCUUUCAUCUAUGGACUCCUAGUUGUUUCUGUUCCUAAGGACCUAAAGAAUUCCUGUGUUUUUAUAACUUUAAUUUAAUACUUCUGGAUAAUUGCAUCGCUGCUGAGUGCCAGAGUUGGACAUCAACAUCUGGAGGAAUUGAAAAAGUCCAGAGAGCUGCUGAGAAGGCAAAAACAACUCAAAAUCAGGCAUGCAAGACAACAGUUUAGAAUCUUCCACUUCAAUAUCUCAACUUCUGAGAGAGAGUUAUUUAGCUGAAACCAGACAUCCAGGGAACACUGAAAGAAGUAGAUCAGAAGCAUCUCCCCAUACUUUCCAUUAUGGCAGUACUUCUGGGGCUUCAGAGGAAGUAGCUGGCCAAGAUGACCUUCCAGAUCUCUCUGCCUUUUUGAGCCAAGAAGAAUUAGAUGAAAGUGUAAAUCUGGCAAGACAAGCAAUUGAUCAAGAUCCACUUGAAAAACAGGACGAGCAACAGACACAUGUACAUUAUAGCUCUGAUCAAGUGAAAAACUGCGGAAAAACAGUUUCAAACAAACAAGUGGCCCAGUCCACAGUUUUGCCAACUUCAGACAAUAGUCUCCACUCAAACUUUUGCCUGGAUCAUGUCACAGAAACAAAAGGUUCCAAAGAGAGCACUCAGGAUCUAAAGAAACAACAGUUUGGUUCUGAAGCAGAAUCCAAAAAGGAAUUCCUAAACAAGGCAGCAGAUUUUAUUGAGGAGCUUUCUUCACUUUUCAAAGCACAUAAUUCUAAAAGAAUAAGACCUAAAACAUGCAAAAACUACAGGAGCAAACUUGAAUCUAAAAAUAAGGCUGCUCAAGAAGGUAGCCCUAGUUUCCCAAAGCUGUCAGAAAAGAGAGAACGACCUUCUAUUCCAGUACCUCAAGACUUGGAUAAUAAAGCAGAGCAUAUACUUGAAAAAACAAAUGAUCUACAGGAGGCAAACUUGGAAGCUAUAAAUCAAUUAGAAAGUACAGAAUUAACAACAGAGACAGCACCCACAUCUUUAUAUUUUGAGGAGCCUCUCGGACAGCCACCACACUUUACACAAAAACUAAAAAGCAGAGAAGUUCCUGAAGGAACCAAAGUGCAGUUGGACUGCAUUGUGAUAGGAAUUCCAGCACCUGAAGUCAGGUGGUACUGUGAAGGAAAGGAGCUUGAAAACUCACCAGACAUUCACAUUAUCCAGUCAGGAGAUCUGCACUCAUUGAUUAUAGUUGAAGCUUUUGAAGAAGACACCGGACGUUAUUCUUGCUUUGCUUCAAACAUCUAUGGGACAGACUCAACUUCUGCAGAGAUAUACAUAGAAGGUGCCUCCUCUUCUGAAUCUGAAGGUGAAAUUAGCACAGAAGAAAUGGAUCAAGUCCAGAAACCAACUGACAUCUCUUUGAAUGCACCAUCUCCUGCUACUAACACUACAACCACUCAUCAAGAGACACCAAAGGUGCCAUCUACUGUGGGUCAGCCAGUUUAUCAGAGUCAAAGCCCCACUAAUUAUUUGCAAGGAUUGGAUGGAAGACCCUUAAUAGCUGCUCCUGUGUUUACAAAGAUGCUACAGGAUAUUUCAGCUUCUGAGGGUCAGCUGGUUGUCUUUGAGUGCAGGGUGAAAGGAGCUCCUUCUCCAAAGGUUGAAUGGUACAGAGAAGGGACAUUAAUACAAGAUUCUCCGGAUUUUAGAAUAUUACAAAAAAAACCUCGAUCUAUGACUGAGCCAGAGGAGAUUUGCACUUUGGUAAUUGCUGAGGUGUUUUCAGAAGACUCUGGGAGUUUCACAUGUACUGCAAGCAAUAAAUAUGGCACUGUCUCUAGCAUCGCUUGUCUAAUUGUUAAAGGGCCUGAGGACCAUAGCAAUACUGCUGCCCUUCAUACAAUGAGCUCAAUCAACUUAAUUGCUGCUGAACAACAUCCUACCCGACUCAUCCCUUCACUUCCAGUGGUGGAUCAGCCCCCAAAACCUAAAUUAGAAGGGGUCCUUGUGAACCAUAAUGAACCCAGGUCAAGUUCUAAGAUAGGCCUCCGGGUGCACUUUAAACUGCCCGAAGAUGAUAAAGGAAGUGAAACAUCAUCAGAAGAUGGAGGAGUAUCUGCAAACCAGGUUAGACCACACUACUUCCAGGAGAGGAUUAAUGGACAGACAAUGAAAAUACCAGAGCCAACUUCACCUACAAAAGAGCCCCCUCCAGUACUGGCCAAACCAAAACUAGAUCCCACCCAGUUACAACAGCUCCACAACCAGGUCUUACUUGAACAGCAGCAUCUACAGCAGCCAUCUCCCCCAUCUCCAAGAGAACUGCCAUUCAACACAGGUAUAUUGAACUCCGCUACUUCAUUCAACCAGCAGUCUACAUCAACUAUAUACAAGCAGGCCAAAGUCUCUCCUUCACAGACAUUCAGCUAUACCCGACCGAAACAGUUCCUUGUGUCCCAGAACACCACACCACCUAUCAACUCCCCUUCCAGCUCCCCAGUGCCUACAUUCAGCAGCGUGCCUCAAGGAACCCAAAGAACAAUGAACAAGGAAAAUUUCGUAGGAUCUCCUCCACCAAUCCAGACAAGGUCUCCGGGAGGGUUUACAAGCCAAAGUGAGCAGCCUCUAGCAAGUCCCAAAGAAUCAGUGUUGCCUCCACUAUUGCUUUCUAUAUCUAGCCUGAACCAAUUUCAGCCCCACAGCGUACUUCCUACUCCUGUCUCUCCAAUCAGCCGGAUUCAGAACCCAGUAGCCUUUCUCAGUUCUGUUCUUCCUUCACUUCCUUCUGUACCACCAACCAAUGCUAUGGGUCUGCCUAGAAGCGCACCAGCUGCAGCAUCCCAUGGACUAAUGAAGAAAAAUCUAAAGCCCCUGCACUUAGCAACGGAUGAUUAUAUUCACAACAAUAAAGUUGCAGUUGUAAGGGACCUGCAGAGAAAAAUGCAUUUCAAAGAGGAUGUCCGUCGACAUAGUAGUCAGCAGAGAACAACAUAUGAUGAAAAACUGACCCACAGACUUCAGGGACCAAGCAAUGAUUCCCCAGUCUUCAACUAUACAACUCAAGAUGUAUCCAAGGAAUACAAGAUUUCAAGCUUUGAACAGAGGUUGAUGAAUGAAAUAGAGUUUCGCCUGGAACGCACCCCAGUGGAUGAAUCAGAUGAUGAAAUCCAACAUGAUGAAAUACCUACAGGCAAGUGCAUAGCACCCAUCUUUGACAAGAGACUCAAGCAUUUUCGGGUCAUGGAAGGAUCUCCUGUUACAUUCACCUGCAAAAUUGUUGGAAUACCCAUACCCAAAGUAUAUUGGUUCAAGGAUGGCAAGCAGAUUUCAAAGAAAAAUGAACAUUGCAAAAUGAAGAGAGAGGGAGAUGGAACAUGUUCUCUACACAUUGAAGCUACUACUAAUGAUGAUGAUGGAAACUAUACAAUAAUGGCUGCAAAUCCUCAAGGGAGAAUCAGUUGUUCUGGCCACUUGAUGGUUCAGACUGUUCCCAUGCGUGGCCGAUUAACAACUACUCAGUCGCAUAGAGCAAGGUCCCGUGUGCAAGAAGGAGAUAAAGAACCACUACAAGACCGCUUUUUCCGGCCAUAUUUUCUGCAGGCACCUGGAGACAUGGUAGCUCAUGAGGGGCGACUUUGUAGACUGGACUGUAAGGUGAGUGGGUUACCAACUCCAGACCUGAUGUGGCUUCUGAAUGGCAAACCUGUAUUACCAGAUAGCACUCACAAGAUGUUGGUCAGAGAGACUGGUGUUCACUCUUUGCUUAUUGAUCCUCUCACACAAAAUGAUGCUGGAACUUAUACUUGCAUUGCAACCAACAAAACAGGACAAAAUUCAUUUAGCCUGGAGUUCAGUGUUGUAGCAAAGGAAGUCAAAAAAGCCCCAGCAUUCCUGGAGAAGUUACAGAAUUGUGGCGUGCCUGAAGGGCACCCAGUCAGAUUAGAAGGCAGAGUGAUUGGAAUGCCACCACCAAUAUUCUACUGGAAGAAAGACAAUGAAACCAUCCCUGCAAACAGAGAAAGGAUGAGCAUGCAUCAAGACACAACAGGAUACGUAUGCCUUUUGAUUCAACCUGCCAAGAAAGUAGAUGCUGGUUGGUACACUCUGUCUGCGAAAAAUGAAGCUGGUAUUGUUUCAUGCACUGCUAGACUUGAUAUAUAUGCCCAAUGGCACCAACAGAUUCCACUACCAAUAAAGUUUCGACCUAGUGGUGGCCGGUAUGCAAACCUCACUGGUCAAGGACUCGACAUUUUUUCUGCCUUUUCAGCUGUUGAAAAUCCAAAGUUGUUUUCAUCCUCAUCACAGAGCGUGGUGGAAAGUGAAGAACUUUAAAAACCUACAGUUCCAAUUAUACCUGCAGAAAUAUUAGAACUAUGGGGGGGGGGGAAAAAGAGAAAAGGUACAAACCAAGAGACUCAAGGUUUACAAGCAACUUGCUUUUAGUAAGUGUUGUGCUGCUGGAACUGCUGCAAGUUACAUUUUGUACAAGAUGUCUGCCUUGUAUUUUACUCCAGUAUGAUUAUGGUAUAGAGUGUAGCGCAAAAAGUUCAGUACUAUGUCUUUUUCUGAGAAUCUCAGAGUGAAGAGACAGUUUUAGCACUUAAAAAAAAAUCAAACACCACCACUUUUUAAUGCUUCAGUUAAAGCUCCUGUAACAAGCAAAGUUAAUGAUUUGUGGUGUUUAACUGUAUACUGCCAACGAAAGGACUGACACUGUGAUAGAGAGUAAAGAAUGUGACUUUGAAUAUAAUCCUAAAAGGAUUUGCAUAAGGAAAAGAAAAGAAGUUGGAACAUAAUUUUUGUAUGUGAUCAUAGUAGAUAAGACUAUAUAAACAUAGCAUUUCAUGGAGGUACAGCUAUAUACAGUAUAUAUUUAUAUUUGUGUGUGUGUGUGUGUGUGUGUGUGUGUGUACAAACCAUGCCGUGUGUAUUCAUGGUGUUUUGAAACAUACAGUAAAAUAUAAGGCAUGUGCUUAGGACAUUAACACAUGAAACUAAACAUCCUAUAUUGUAUGAAGCACAUACUGUAGAGAUCACAGCUGAAACUACUGUAUAUUUCCAUGUAUGCUUCAUAUUCGUUCCUUUUCAGUUUUAGUGACUCCCUGAUUUUAAACACAGAGUCCUGUUCUUGUAACUUCAUGGUUUUUAAAUUCAAGUCUCUUUCCACAUGAGUUUUUGACAUGCCUAGACAAAAAAAAGCACAUCAUAGGCUCAUUUGAUAAACUGACUAAAGACGAACUGUGGCCUGGUGCAAUUAAAACUUCUUUCGGGAUCAUUUAGGAAACUUAAUCACGGUAGAGUUCCUACUAUUAAAACAGGGGAAAAUGCAUCUGUAACAUGCAAAGAAGGUUAUAAUGUUUAAGAAACACAGUGGUUAGUAUAAACAACUAAAGUAAGUAUUGUACCCUGAUAAAUAGUAGGUAAACCAGGGAAUGCUAUAGAGGGCUCUAACGAAGGAUGUUUAAUAACAUUGCUAAACAAACACUUUUAGUAUAUUUCUCUUUUACAUAAUUUUAUUGACAACCUUCUGACCCCAAUGGUUAGAGGUUAGGAAUGUAUAUGAUGAUUUCCUGCACAUGAUUUGGACUUUACUUUCAGCAGUUCUAACUCACUACUUUAAACUUGAUCAGGGACAGCCAUGGGGUCCUAACUAGAAUCAUACAGGGGCUUAAAUAUCACAUUUACAGAUGCUGUAAUUUUAGGUCUUAUUUGGCUUGCUUUGCAAUUCAGUGCUUUUUCACAGUUUAUAUUUUUUUAAAGUGUAAUUUCUCCUUGCUUUAAUCUGUUUCUUUCUUUCUCUGAAAAUUUAAAUUACCAUUGAAAAUAAAGUGUGCCUACAUUAGAAGUGUACAUGCACUAAAUAUGAAAAUAUAAAGGCAUAAGAGUUAAUGGCCCACUGGUUAUAUUAAGACACUGGGAAGGAGAUACACAGUGUUUCACUGUCAGGUCACUUUCAAAUCUAACCUAUGUGUUACUAUCUGAGAGCCAUCUAGGGUUCGGAUCAAGUGAAUAUGUGGUGAUGCUGUAUUUCCUAGUAAUGUUUCUAAAAAGAAAAUAAUUGGAUUUUGUAAUUUAAAUUAAUGCAGUUUAUGGGUUUCUUUUUUAAGAAAGGCCAAAUUCUGCGCCUAUCUACAACUCUGAAACCUCCCACUAUUUCAGCGGUGUAACUAAAAAGCAGAUUUUGAUCCAACAUAAUAAAAUUCUACAGCAAUUAUAGCACUUUAUUUAUAUAUAUAUAUAUAUAUAAAAAUCAAGCUAUAGUGCACUGCCAGAAACUUUACUGAAUAUUUUUAGGCUUGACAGAAUUUGAUUUUUUUUUUUUAUGAUUUCAAUGGAUGACAAUGUAUAGUUAAGCAUUUAAAAAAAUUGUAUUCAUUUAAAUUUCCACAGUUGCACAAAAUUAUGAGUUUUAAGCAUUUAUAUCAAUGUAAAUGUUCACAGUUGCAGAACAUUAGGGUGAGGGGGCUCGGACAAUAAUUGCUUAAUGACAGUACACGUUAAGUUUAAAAAAGUUGAAGCUUUUGAAACAAACUCUCAACAUAUACAAAGUAUCUCAAGCAGCAUUUUUUUUUAACCUUUGACUUAUGUAAACUUCAAUUAUCAAUGGAAAUAUUUUUUUGCCAGUCUGUGUAUGGUGAAAUCAAUAUCUAUUGAUAAAAAUCUAACCCUUUCAAGCCUAAAUAUAUAGACUAAGUUAUUAAAUAAUAUAAACUAAGAAACUAAAUCGGUACAAACUUUUCAGGUUUAGAAGAAAUGAAUGAAUCCUCCUUUAUUAGGUAGUAGGUCCAAGAACAAUCAUGUUAUCUGCAUUCUAUGCAUAGUUUGAAAGACAAGAAAAGCAGUAUAUUAAACUUGUUAGUACAUAUAAAUAUCAUACCAUAAGGAUAUUUUAUUAUAGGUUCUAAUAUUAUACUUACUAGUAUUACUGACAGCAGUAAAUGUUCUCACAGCUUUACAAAUUCAGAGAAAGGUGUGAUCCCCAUCCCAAAGAACUUACAAUGUAAAUUAAACACACAAAGAACACAGACCAAACAUGUGGCCUGAAUCUCUUAUCCCUUAUGCCAGUUUUACACCAAUGUAAUUCCAUUGACUUCACUGUAAUCUCACUUGAUUUACAUCACCACAAAUGAGAGGUGAUUCACACCCAUGACUAGGGUGACCAGGCAGCAAGUGUGAAAAAUCAGGACCGGGGUGGGAGGGCAAUAGAAGCCUAUAUAAGAAAAAGCCCCAAAAAUCGGGACUGUCCCUGUAAAAUCAGGACACCGGUCACCCUACCCAUGACAGGUAGGCUGAAGGUCAAAUGGUGCAAUGUUUUCCAAAACAUAGCCUCUGUUAUUUUGCAAUGGGGAAGAGAGGCAGGUAUUAUUGAAAGACUUGCUGGAAGAAGUAUUGUAAAGGAGGGAGAUGAAUCAAGGGUUGAUCCUUGGUCAUUCAAGAAGAGGUUCCUAAUACCUCCCAUUGUGAGAGGUUAAGCCAAACUGGGUCCCCAAAAUCUGGUAGUCGAAUACUGGUAGCUGACAACACUGUCUUUCACUGUUAUUAACUAACUAAGGGUCAUGAUCUCAUUCACACCAGCAUACAUUGAACACUGAAGUCAAUGGAGAUACUUCAAUGUACGUGAAAUAAAUGAGAUCAGAAUCCAAUCCUAAACUUGCAGAAGUCUCUGUAGAUCAAAUUAUGUUGCCCAUAAUCCAACUAAUUUCCUAUUCAUUUAAAUGGGAAUUUUGCUACGUGAAAGACGACAAAAUUUUGUUGAGUAUAAGUAACUUGUAUCAAAAAAGAUAUUGAGAUCUUUAGCAAAUAGAUUAAUUCUUAAGAAACACGAAAUUAAUUUCCAGUAUUGUUAAUAACCUACAGAAUCCUUCUGUUCUGCAUACACUAAGCCCAAUAUGGGAAUAUAAAAAAGAAGUUUAGGUGCAAAGAUAUUAAUGCUAAUAGAUCUGACUUUGCUCAUCAUAAUGAAACCUUUGUAGAGAAAGGCAUAAGACAUCAUGUGUGUUGGUGACUAUUGAAAAAGAUGAGGAAAACCUGUAAGUAGAUUUAUGUAUGCAGCAGAGGGCAACAGUGAAUUAUCACAUAACUUGUGUGAUGUCCAUUUGAGAAGUUAAUAUGUGAAGAAUGGCUCUAUGUAAUGAUAUGGUAUCAAAAAGCAUUAGAGAUUCUGUGAUUGUGCUUUCUUCCUGAACAGUUUGCUUAGCGUUUCAUUGUUUUGUUUUAUUUUAUUUAAUGAACAGUAACUAAUUUGACCUUGCACAAAAAAGGCAUCCUGUUGUCUUAUUCAGUUGAGGCCAUAACAAAAUAUCCAUGCCAGAAUCCAUGAAGUCAGUAAGUUAUCAUCUAAAUGUCCAUCAUCUAAGUAGAAUUUUGCACCAAUUAAAUGUAGUGACUCUAAAAUUAUAUAUGUUAAAUAAUUUAAUAUUUCCAAAUUCACAUAUUUGUAGCUUUAUAAGGCUGAAAAGGAACCAGAAGGCAAAUAGUUUCACACAUGUUAACACACAGGCUCAGGGUAUUUCAGAGGGUAGUUCAAGUGGCAGUAUUUUUGUUCAAAAUUCUAAAAGCACAAGUAUUGCAUCUUUGCUUUGAAAAUAGUAAAUAUGUAAAACCUGUAGAUCCAAUUCACAGCAGCCUUGCUCAGGCUAAGGAGAACUGGACUGGGCCUUCUUGUAGCAGAAAGCAAGGACUAAAGACAGACAGUUUUUGAAUGCAUGAUUGUGCAAGUGUGGAGGGCAAAAUAGGACACAUACUUCGGAAAAUGUGAGCCAACAUGUGCAGUCUUUUCCUGAAUAUGUAAAUAGUUGCUACUUGCAACUGUUAAUAGUAAUAGAAAUACUGCAAAAAAAAAAAAAAAAAAAAAAAAAAAACCUCAAUUCUGCUAUUAAUGCCAGAAGCAUUAAAAUAGUCUCUGAAAAGUGACCUCUGAUACCCACUAAAAAUGGUACCUGAGCAAAUAUACAAAAGAAAAGCUAAUGAAAUACUUUAAUCUGUUAAAUUAAUACUGAACAAGGGAUUCAUUGUUAAUUGCCUUAUUAAUUCCAAUAGGAAAAUGUUCACUUUGAGCUUUAAAAUAUUUUACUUUUUUCUUGAUUUAAACGGAUUUUGUAUUUUUAUUAUUAUUAUUAUUUUGGUCUAAUGAUUCAAAGUCAUAUUCAAUAGGAAGAAAGAGUUAACAUAGAGGUUUCAAAAUAGAUUUUAAAUGCACAUAAAAAAAAAAGCCCGACUGUUCAAUAAUGCAUUGUCCCUCACCCCAUUUAAAUAAAUGCUUCAGAGUUGCAUAUCAAAGUGUGUGUCUUUGACGUGUUUUCAGAGAAAUUAAUUGUUGGAAAAAGUGUGUAGCAGGACCACAAGUCUCCUCCUGGCUAGUUUUUGAGAGCCGAUGAUGUCAGUGGAGGCUCCACACACAGAAUAACUGUAGGAUUAGGCCCUAAAUCAUUUGGAAGAAAACCCUAAAAUACUAUUUUUAUAUUAUAUAAUAUUAAAAUACUAAAAAAUAUUAGACAAGGGUUUAUUAGCCAUACUUCUAGCAAGCAGAAGUUUUGUGAAGUACAGCAGUGGUCUUUUUAAGAAAUAAGUGCAUUGGACACAUUUCAACUGGGAGUGAAUCUUUUUGCUAAAUUUGCCUUUGUUUUAAUUUGUGCUCUUGUUCUGUAGGUGUAAUUCUCAUCCCCUCCACCAAAGUCUAAAUAAAUGGGCUUCUGCACUGGGGACCAGUGCACGGAUAGACAGAGGAUGGAAUCUAUCCUCACCAGAGGCUCACUCUGCAAGGUGCUAAGCACUCUUGCCCCCAUCAAGCCAAGCAGUUAAGCAUAUGCAUAAUAUCAGGCACUUGAGUACUAACAUGAAAAAUCAAAUCAAUGGGACUAUUUGCAUGCUUAAAUUCAAACACAUGCUUAAGUGCUUGGCUAAAUCACCACUAGAGUGUUCAGCACCUUGCAGGAUCAAGCCUCAAGCCAGAGCCACUCAGUCAGCCUAUGGCCACCCAGGAACUGUACUAGCUGCUGAAGUCCAUUGUGCCUCAGAAGGUUUAGGACUGGACAAUCCAUGAAAUCAGUGGAUCUGCUAGCCAUGCUAAUCCUCUACCCUGCAGACAACUCCCCCCAGAACUCCCAUGAGUGAACCAUUGUAGAGUUUGGCUCAAGGACAUGCAGGAGACUCCAUAAGCUCCCUCUACAGACUUUCAGUGCAGAGGGGAAUUUUGGACCUGCCAAGCCUUUCGCAGACAAGAGCAUUUCUCCCUCAAUCUGGUAGUGAGCAUAGAGAAAUGGAAUGAGUUAAUCAAAUAUACAAUCCACAUGAUACUGAUGGUUUUACAGCAUUUUGCUCUUCCCCAGGUGGCUUUUUACUGUGAUUGGUUCGACACACUUUUGUGAAGGGGCCUAUUAGCAGACUUCGCAGGAACUUUGAAAUACAUUGCAAGUUUAAAGCCACCAGUGAGGGAAGUUUGAUGCUACAGAUAUGGGUGUAAAUUAAGAACAUGGAUAUGCCCCAGUACAUUUGCUAAUCCUGAUUUUGCUCUUAUUUUUCCAUAUUUCUCAAUUACUGCAUGGCCUGAAUUCAAUCAAUCAGUCUCUGCCUGUUAGUUGAGAAGCAAUAUUCUUAGCGCUACAUUAGUAGUUCAGGUUUCAGAGUAGCAGCCGUGUUAGUCUGUAUCCACAAAAAGAACAGGAGUACUUGUGGCACCUUAGAGACUAACAAAUUUAUUAGAGCAUAAGCUUUCGUGGACUACAGCCCACUUCUUCGGAUGCAUAUAGAGUGGAAUAAAUAUUGAGGAGAUAUACAUACACACGAGCAAAGUGGGUCCCCUAGGUCUUCUCAUUUCUGCUGGGGUACUAGCCAGCUGCAUAAGCUACUGUGAAAUAACAUACUUGCCCCUUGAAUCCAUCACAGCGCCACUUAUUGUAUAUCACAUACUCAAAUCUUGGGCCACAUUGCACCAUCAGUUUAAGCAGAGUUCUCCAUUAAAAUCAAUGGGGAGUUCUGCUCAGAAACUGAUGGCACAGUAUGGUCCCUUUAUUAGGAUGGUGACGCAGCUUUCUAAAUGUUAGUCGGUAAAAUCUGGAAAAAUACUGAAAUCACCAUUCUGAAAUGCUGAAAAUAUGACUAUGGACUGUAGAGCCUGGCUGACUGUUGGAAACCAAUUCAGAGUCUGAUCAGGCCCUUCUUAAUCCUUGAAGUAAAGCAUGUAGUCACUUUGAGAAAUUUCUGUAUGAAUUAACAUACAUUUUGCAUGCUAGUUUUCUGUACGAUUUAAGACUAAACUACAAGAUUGGAGAAACAUUUGUGUACACAGUCUAUCAUUUAUAAGAUGCCAUUUGGUAAAAAAAAAAA
Trachemys scripta elegans is the source of this 11957-nucleotide messenger RNA. RefSeq names its product myopalladin (gene MYPN). Bases 855 to 4964 code for a protein of 1369 amino acids. Lineage: Eukaryota; Metazoa; Chordata; Testudines; Emydidae. The transcript has 22 exons. The record is from RefSeq and is a predicted model, not a curated record.